This is a messenger RNA of Folsomia candida, 1948 nucleotides long. RefSeq names its product polyadenylate-binding protein-interacting protein 1. The record is from RefSeq and is a predicted model, not a curated record. Gene Ontology annotation, molecular function: translation activator activity; protein binding; RNA binding. Bases 139 to 1917 code for a protein of 592 amino acids. NCBI's taxonomy places the organism in Eukaryota, Metazoa, Arthropoda, Collembola, Entomobryomorpha, Isotomidae. The transcript has 8 exons. Gene Ontology annotation, biological process: regulation of translational initiation.
GUUGCAGCAGAAAAGUGACAACACUGAAAAACGAGCUUGAUUUACCGAAGAUUGAAGAUUUGCAAUAAAUUAUAAAUAUCAAAUUCAAUAAUUAAUAAACGUUAGUUAUACUAACCUUCCUAAAAGUGCCAGAAAGUUAUGUCGGGUGGUGGACCAAGGGGAGGAGGCCGAAAUAAUUACGCCGACUACAAAUCCUUUAACCCGAAUGGGUCAAGUGAACCCCCACCCCUCCGCCGACCGGCUCUCACUGCUACCCAAGUAAGAGCUGCGGCAAAGUUGGGAUUUUCCGAUAAGUAUUUGCCCUCUUCAAUGGCUGGUCACAAUAAUGGGUCGACGAAUGGUCGCGGACAUUCGCACUCUUCUGCUUCCGGUGGGGACAAUUCUGGUUUUCCGGAAAUUGGGGAGUUUUGCUUAGAAGAUUAUGUUGAUGGAGGUCAACAAAAUAAUUCUUAUCAGCAACAGUAUCAACAGCAAGUGGAGGAGGAGGGAUUGCUUCCGCCGUUAAGGCGUCCACAUGUAAAUGAGAUUCCUGCUGAUACUCUUGCAGUCAUAUUAAAGGAUGAACGAUGUGAGGACAUUCUGGCCCUGAAUGCGCAUAAUCAACAACACCCACAAAAUACAGAUCGCAGUCAUUUAACGUCGUCAACUCCUCCAGUGACACAGUCUUCUCGCCCUCAGUCACAUUAUUACCAAAGUCAACCUCCCCCUCCUACGGCGAGUUCACUUCUCCAGCAGAACACGCCAGUGCCGCAGAACUACAACAUUAUGCAAACUCCACCACGAACAAACAACACCGGUUCUGCUAAAUCCUCCACGUCCACCUCCUCAUCAUCCCAAGCCCCAAGACAAAGCAACAUUCGAGUCCAUUUGUCACCAAAUGCAAAAGAGUUUGUUCCCAUGUCAUCCGGUCCAGGUGCAUCGUCUAGUUCUUUGAUGACCACACAAGAAGAAUCAGAAUUGAUGCAAGCCGUUGCUCAGUUUCAGUUACAAAAUCAGCCAGACUUAAUUGACUUCAACAACCAACAGCAGCAAGCUUCUUACGUUGAAGAACAGCCCUGUGGCGACGACAGCAGUGAUUAUGUCUUAUCCACUAUUACUGAUUCGAUAAUGGAUUUGACCAAUCAUCCGGCAAAUUUCGCCCGUACAUCAAAGGCAGUGACUGAAGUUUUGAAAAACUUUUGCGUGGAUUUAGACACCUUAAAUGUCGUUGUUACAUUAUUAGUUGAACAGUCCAUCUCAAAUCCCAACUUUUGCUAUUCUGGAGCUCGGUUGGCUGAAGUACUCAUCAAGAACAAUAUUGCUGUAGGAAAUUCUACGUUCAAAAGUAUUCUUCUCACAAGAUGCCAAGAAGUGUUUUUGCCUUGUAUUGCCAAUAUGAAAAGUGACCCCCAAGUCUUACUAAGAUGUCGUGGGUUGUUAAUGUACUUUGGAGAACUUUAUAUAAACAUUAAGAUUGACGUUUUGGGAUUGGGGGUAUUGGAAAUGAUGGAUAAUCUGAUAAAGGAUCAUGCACAUGACAAUAUCAAAUGUGUUUUCCAGAUUUUAAAGCUUGUCGGGUGGGAUCUUGAGAACUCGAAGAAUACGAAAGUAAAGACGCACUUUGAGCAACUAAUGAAGGACAUGUCAUAUUUGUGCCUGGCUUCGGGCGACAUUCAACCGCAGACGAAAUCACUUUUGGACGCUUUAUUCGAAUUGAAAAAUAAAAAAUGGAACCGAGGAGAUGACGAACCUGCAGAGAGUGUAAAAUCAUACGGGUCCUCGUCCUCUUCUUCAGGCGCUCCCACUGGCAAUCUGUCCCAUAAUAUUUACGAGCUACCAGAUUCGGACGACGAUUUUGAUGAUGAAUGCAUUCUACUUGAUGAUGAGCCGGAUGAGGUUCAGUUAGCGUACGAAGAGUUUUUGAAGUCGGUCAAUUAGCAUCUUUUUAAGUACUAAAUUACAUGAAAUU